AUGAGUUUCGAUGGUUUCUCCACCCACUCUCCAUCUUCCUCUCAUGUGUCCUCCUCUUUCUACGAUUUCUCGAGUCUCAGUGAUCACUCAUCUGAUUAUCGGUCAACACAAAUUUCAACCUCUCCGCAGCUGAUUUGCGUGAAAACGGAAAAGCCAAGUCCUCCACAGGCCUGGGCUCCUCCAAACUAUUCAUCCUACGAGGCGCAAACUCUGUACAGUCCUUCGCUAGCAAAUUCAGUAUCGGAUGAAGGAAAUAAUUUUACGUAUCGUCAGUUUAAAGAAGAACCUACAUAUUUCGCUGAGAGAACUGUUUUCCCGACGGCAUCUGAUUAUCAAGUUCACAGGACUUUUCCAGAUAAUAACUUGAGUCAUAAUGAUCGUACAUCACCACAACCACCAGUUGGAUUAUUGGUACCGGCUGGAGGUAAAGCUCUUCUCGUUUGCAAAGUAUGUGGUGACAAAGCUAGUGGAUAUCACUACGGCGUGACAUCCUGCGAAGGGUGCAAGGGCUUCUUUCGAAGAAGUAUCCAAAAACGAAUGGAGUAUCGUUGUUUACGAGAUGGAUCGUGUCCUAUUUUCAAGCAAAACAGAAACCGUUGCCAAGCCUGCCGAUUCAAAAAAUGCGCCGUAGUUGGAAUGUCAAGGGACUCAGUGCGCUUUGGAAGAGUACCAAAACGAUCUACUAAAGAAGUGAUUGAUGUAGAUACAUCAGAUUCAGACGAGAAACAGGAAGUCUCCUCCACCACUUCUCCAGAACCGUCGAAAACUGAGCUAAACCAGCUUAUACAGAUGGUCUACGUAGCCCAUGAAGAAUUCGCGGCUAUGACGAUCAAGAGGCGGCACAUCUUAUCAGAACACCCAUUAGAUUUCCUUCUUGCCGAUACAUCGCUGACAACUCAAUUGCGUGCUUGGGAAAUCUAUACAGAACGAGUCACUCUCGACAUCCAUAAGACGGUUGAAUUUGCAAAACGAGUGCCGGGAUUCCCUUCCUUGCAUUCUGGUGAUCAGCAAGCCCUGAUCAAGUCAUCAUUCUUCCGUAUGUUUCUGUUGAGAAUUUACCGUGGUCUCUCUUCUCGUGGUCUUCUACUUGCCGAUGGAACUUUCUUACCGUCGUCUUUCUUAAACAUGAUCUUCGGACAGUUUCUCAAUGAACUGAACGCUUUCGCUCAAUCGAUAAGUACUUUAAGUGUGAGCGAUGAGGUUGUAGCUGUUUUCGUCGCGAUUCUCCUUACAACAAAAGAAAAUAUCUAUUACCAUUCGAAAAUCGAGGUAGACCGCAUCCAAAAUAAGCUAGUGUCAGCGAUGAAGCUAAAGCUUAGUGAGGAGUCUCCGGAUCCGGUUAUCUUUGACUUGUUGAUGUCAAAAAUAUGCUAUCUUCGAGAACUAGCAACACAUCAUGAUAAGAUUCAUGAUGUGCUCAGAUACAACCUCUCCAUCGUCAAAAUACCAGCACUCUACUCAGAAAUCUACUACCUGGAGCACCGCUGA
Molecule: messenger RNA, 1488 nt
Organism: Necator americanus (New World hookworm)
Lineage: Eukaryota; Metazoa; Nematoda; Chromadorea; Rhabditida; Ancylostomatidae
Exons: 10
Coding region: 1-1488 (495 amino acids)
Biological process (GO): regulation of DNA-templated transcription
Molecular function (GO): sequence-specific DNA binding; zinc ion binding; DNA-binding transcription factor activity
Source: RefSeq, a predicted model, not a curated record